AAGAGAGAGAGAGAGAGAGAGAGAGGGGAAUCUGGUGCCAGCGAUGAAGUAGAAGGAUCAAAGCUUUCUCUCUCAGGUCAAAGCUGGCAUUUCUUGUUUAAAGCCCUUCUUUCUUUUCUCCUCCUCCUAUUUACACCACACUCUCUCUCUCUCUCUUCUCUCUCUUUCUCUCUCUAUUUCUUCUCUCUCUAGCACAAUUCACAGAUUCAAUUCUCAUCGUGAAGAUUUUUCGAAUCAAAGAUGAAGAGUUGUUAAUGGUUGAUUGUUGCAAUCCACUAAUGGCUGUUGCAUCUCCGUCUCUCGCCGGCGGGGAGAAGAAACACUGGUGGCUCACCAAUAGAAAGAUGGUGGAGAGAUAUGUCAGGGAAGCUAAAAUGUUGAUUGCGACACACGAGCAGAGCGAGAUCGGCGCGGCGUUGGGUCUAUUGGAGGCGGCGCUUUCUGUGGCUCCUCGUAUGGAGGCGGCGCUGGAGAUGAAGGCGCGGUGCUUGCUGUAUCUCCGACGGUUUAAGGAGGUGGCGGAUAUGCUGCAGGAACACAUUCCCAGCUUAAAAAUGGCGAUCUCCGACGAUUCAUCGUCGUCCUCGGCGUCAUCGGAUAACUCGUCCACCCAGCUGUCUAGGGAGCGAGUCAAGCUUCUUUCCUCCGGUGGCGACUCACUGGGUGAGGACGAGCCGGCGUUCAGGUGCUUCUCUGUAUCAGAUUUGAAAAGGAAGGUUAUGGCCGGCCUCUGUAAUAACGUCGAAAAGGAAGGACAAUGGAGGUACUCUGUACUGGGUCAAGCAUGUUGCCACCUCGGCUUGAUGGAGGAAGCCAUGGUGCUCCUCCAGACCGGCAAGCGCCUCGCCACCGCCGCCUUCCGCCGGGAAAGCAUUUCCUUCUCCGACGACAUCUUCUCCUUCAACAAAUUCCCCCACUCCGGCGAAAAUUUCACCAACAACCAGACCCAAACCCCUCCCAAAUCCGAGUCGGAAAGCAUCUCCCACCUCCUCUGCCACAUAAAACUCCUCCUCCGCCGCAAGACCGCCGCACUCGCCGCCCUUGACGCCGGACUCUACGCCGAAGCUAUCAGACACUUCUCCAAAAUCCUCGACGGCCGACGAGGAGCUCCUCAGGGCUUUCUCUCCGAAUGCUACGUCCACCGUGCAUCAGCUUACAGAUCUGCCGGAAGAAUCGCAGAAGCCAUAGCAGAUUGCAACAGAGCCCUAGCUUUAGACACUUCCUCCAUUGACGCUCUCACCAUUAGAGCCACUCUGUUCGAAACCAUAAGAUGUUUGCCAGACAGUCUCCACGAUCUGGAGCAUCUGAAACUGCUGUACAAUUCAAUCCUCCGAGAUCGAAAAUUGCCAGGCCCUGUUUGGAAGAGGCAACAGGUCCAGUAUAGAGAAAUUCCGGGGAAAUUAUGCUCUUUAGCUACGAAAAUGCAGCAAUUGAAGCAAAGGGUAGCUGGGGGCGAAACGGGCAAUGUGGACUAUUACGCGUUGAUUGGAUUAAGAAGAGGAUGUUCGAGAUCGGAACUGGAAAGAGCGCAUUUGCUUUUGAUGUUGAAACACAAGCCCGAUAAAUCUUCUAGUUUCAUUGAUCGGUGCGAGUUUGCUGAUGACAAAGAUGUUGAUUCAGUGAGGGAUCGGGCGAAAAUGUCUUCAUUGUUGCUGUAUAGAUUGAUUCAGAAGGGAUACACUAAUGUAAUGUCCGUGAUUCUUGAUGAAGAGGCGACCGAGAAAGAAAGGAAGAAGGCGGCAGCGGCAGUGGCAUUGCAGGCGGCCGUUUCAGUACAACAGGUUCAUGAGGUGGUGCCGCCCUCUGCCGCAAGAGUUGAGCCAACUCCAGUGGCGGCAGCUGGUAAUAGUAACAGAAUCGACAACAAAUCCGCGAGAGUUGAGGCUACAACACAAACACAAGCAUCGGUUUUUCAGGGAGUAUUUUGCAGGGAUCUUGCGGUGGUUGGGAACUUACUAUCUCAGACGGGGUUUAAUCGACCGAUUCCAUUAAAAUAUGAAGCAUUGAGCUGUUGAAUUUGGAUUAAUUAGUGUUAAUUAUGGUGAUGCAAAAAAAAAGGAGGGUGGGGGGUGGGGGGUUUGAAUAAUCUUAAGUGCUUGAGCAGCAGCAGCACUUUUGAAAAAUGUUAAUAUACCGGCGGGAGAAUCUUGAAUUUAUUUUUGUGGCAUUAUGUACAAAUUGGAAAACUUGUGGUACAACUAUCUAUCCUAAUCCGCCUGGGGAAAAUUUUGUUUACUAGUAGUAGUGCUGCUGCUUCUGCUUCUGUCUUGUAUUUUCUUCUUAUUCCCUCUUCCCUCCCCCACUUUUUUAUUUUUAUUAUCUAUUUUUGUAGCUUUGGUA
This is a messenger RNA of Erythranthe guttata (spotted monkey flower), 2340 nucleotides long. RefSeq lists its product as uncharacterized. The record is from RefSeq and is a predicted model, not a curated record. Gene Ontology annotation, molecular function: protein binding. NCBI's taxonomy places the organism in Eukaryota, Viridiplantae, Streptophyta, Magnoliopsida, Lamiales, Phrymaceae.